Venturia canescens is the source of this 4520-nucleotide messenger RNA. It is a transcript of the gene rad50, whose product is annotated as DNA repair protein rad50. Lineage: Eukaryota; Metazoa; Arthropoda; Insecta; Hymenoptera; Ichneumonidae. The record is from RefSeq and is a predicted model, not a curated record. The transcript is spliced from 18 exons. Gene Ontology annotation, biological process: telomere maintenance via recombination; telomere maintenance via telomerase; chromosome organization involved in meiotic cell cycle. Gene Ontology annotation, cellular component: nucleus; Mre11 complex; condensed nuclear chromosome. Bases 104 to 4204 code for a protein of 1366 amino acids. Gene Ontology annotation, molecular function: ATP hydrolysis activity; single-stranded telomeric DNA binding; G-quadruplex DNA binding.
CUUCGUAUGAUCUUCACGCGCGGGUUGCGUUUGCGGCAGUCUGUGCCUCGCGCUGUUUGGUGUAUCUUCUGCAUGUUUAUCCUAAUGAGCAAACUUGGUUACAAUGUCAAGAAUCUGCAAAUUGUCUAUAAGAGGCAUAAGAAAUUUUGAUGAUGAACAUGAAGGUCCGACUAUCCAUUUCUCACGACCCCUAACUUUAAUUUUGGGCCCAAAUGGAACAGGCAAAACAACAAUCAUAGAAUGCCUUCGAUAUGUUUUGAGUGGAGAAUUUCCACCAGGUUCCGAAAAGGGCAAAUCAUUUGUUCACGAUCCAAUGCUGAAAAGAUUGGCUGCUAUCGCUGUACGAGGAAAUGUGAAAGCAGAAAUAGCAGAUGUUCGUGGUGAUCGUUUGAUCAUAAGCAGAACUGUGGAAGCUCAGCGUGUCAAUCAGACAGUCAAAUUCAAGACUCUUGACAAUGCCAUUGUGAGAAUCAACAGGAGAACGAAAGAGAAAACCCAAUUGACGGGAACGUGUGCGGCUGUGGACGUUGAAGUGCUGUCAUCGAUCGGAGUUUCAAAGGCAAUUUUGAAUUACGUACUGUUCUGUCAUCAGGACGAUUCGAAUUGGCCUUUUGAAGAUGGAAAAAGAUUGAAAGAACGAUUCGACCAAAUUUUUGAUACCUCUCGAUACAACAAAGCUCUUGAUGUAUUGAGAAAAAUAAUCAAAGACAAACAAACUCAAGCAAAAAUACUGACUGCUGAACAACGUGGCUUAUUGAUGAUUGUCGAUGAAGUUAAAUCCAAAAAGCGCAAAUUGAAGGAUUUCGAAACACGAAAGAAUGAAGUAGCCAAAAAAAUCAACGCGUUAACGAGUAAACUCAAGCCGAUCAAUCAACGACUCGCUGAGAUCAAAGAAAUAGAAACGGAAUAUUGCAAAUGGCAGAUCGAAGAGGAAAAAAAGAAAAUGGAGUACAAACUUUUGUGCCACCAAAUAAGAUCUCUGAGAGAAGAGAUUAAGGAACUUUACGAAGGCACGACUUCGAAGUUGAAGAAUGAAAUUUCUUCUUACGAGGCAAUACUUUCCGAAAAGAACAAUCAAAUCGAUGAGCUCGAACGAGAUUUACGAGAGCGGGCAGCGCAAGAGGCAAGAUUUUCCGCUCUCAUGGACGAAAAGAGAGUCGCUAUGGGCACAUUGAGACAACAAAUGCGUGAUCAAAUCAACAAAAUUUCUCAGCGUAAUGGUAUCCUAAAAAACAUGAUUAUGGCGUGGGGCUUGAACGGAGACAUAGAAUCUGAUAUUUCGGAACAAGAUGCUUCCGAAUGGGUUAGGAAAUUCGAGCAGGCAUUGCGUAAAUUUGAGAAAGAGAUUGAAGUAAAAAGAGCUGAGCAGGAAGAAGAAUUGGACAUUUUACAACGAAAAUCAAAUACGCAGCGUGCAAAGCGAACGACGACGGAAUCGCAAUUGGCCAGUAGCAGACGUGAAUUGCAUUCAACAGAAACCGAAAUUCGUGCGAAUUCUGCUUUGCUUAAGAAGUCAGGUGCGAUGGAACAAAAAUUGAACGAGGUGGACAGAAAACUAGCAGUGGCGAACAGUAAAUUCGAGGAAUUCAAUGAAAAAUCGGAAGUCGAUGACCUCAAACGAAAAAUGCAAGCAGCUACGGAAAAGGAAGAAAAGUAUGAGCGUGAAUGCAAUAGUAUUGAGAAAGAAAUAAUUGUACUGCGAGAACAGAGCGCUCUGCAGAUGAAAUUGGAGUCUUGUAACACCGAGCUAAUGGAAAAAGAGAAACAAAUUGAAGUUUUGCGGAAUAAACACGAAGCGACGUUGAAAAUUUUGCUCGGAAAAACGGACUUUCCUGCUGGAGGCAUGAUGGACACUAUCAAUGAAAUUCAAAUAGUUUUGAACGAUCGGAUAAAAAAUCUCAAGAAAGAAAUCGAUAGUGUGAGAUGCGAGGCUGCAAAACUUGAAGCUUCCGUAAAACAUAAGAGGGAAGAAUUGGAAAAGAAGAAAGUUGAAAUUCAACGCGACAAAGAAAGAGUCUCGUCGCAGUGUGGCGAAUAUGAAAAUUACCGUGAGACCCUUUUAUUGAAUUCGAAACGGUUGAAGGACAUCGAAGACAAAAGAGGAAUGUACGCUUACCAGGGAGCUGCUUACAAAGAGUAUAUUAAAAAAUUGAACGAACCAAAUGCCUGUUGUCCUGUGUGUCGUCGCGGUUUCGAGAGUCAAGAGAACUCGAAACAGCUUGCUAAAGACAUGACCAGCGAAAUGGCUGGACAUCCGGAACGCUUGAAAAAAUGUGAAAAAGAAUUGGCCGCCGCUCGUAAAAAAUAUGAUUUGCUGUUACAACUGCAACCCAUCGUCGAAGGAGUUGAGCAUUUUGAGGAGAUCGAAAUGACUAAAAUGAAAACGGAAGUGGAGGAAACUUCGAAACGCCUGAGUGCAGCGAAUAAAAAAAUCAAGCAGCUGCAGGAAUCUGUUUUAGAGCCUGAGAGGCAAUUAUCCACAUGUAAAGACAUGAUCGGUGAUAUGGCGGUGUGGGAUCGUUAUGCAAAUGAAAUCGAUUCCCAUCGUUUUUCAGUCAUUGAAAUUCAGGAUAGCUUACGGGAGGCAGGCUUGAAGAGCGACAAAACAAUUCAAGAGGCCGAAGCUGAACAGGGCCGUUUGCACCAACUGUUAAAAGAUGUACGUCGAGAAAUAAAGAACUUGCAGUGCACUUUGAAUUCUCGUAACGAAGAACUUCGCCGAAUUACGGAAAAUCGAACCAAGUUGUUGGAAGAGCAGUUACGAAUACAUCAGGAACUGCAGGAAAUAAAACAGGCGAAGGAAAAAUUGGAACAGCUGCAUUCGAAGGAAAUUUCGCUCAAAGAAACCGUUUCGAAUUUUGAAGAUCAAUUGAUCCAGAUUGGUAAUGAAUACGAAGCUGCGAAUCAAGCUUUCGAACAGGCCAAGAAAAAAAUUCGGUCCAUUCAGGACUGCGACAGAGAAAAGUUGCGGGACCGAAGUAAAGAAUUCGACCGACUGAAUGCAAUGCAGGUGGAGGUGACGAACAUUCUGUCUCGUAAAAUCGACGAUCAAUUGAAAUCGGUCGAGGAAAAAUUGGAGAGCACUGAAAGACUAGCGAAUACUCACAAAUCUGAGAAAAUUGCUCGGGAAAAGAAAUUGGCCAAAAUGAAAGAGGAUAUUAUCGCCCAUGCUACGAAAAAAAGGGAUCUUACAGACAAUUACGCGAUGCGACAAAAAGAGAUCGAUGCUGAACAUUUAAAAACCGAAUGUGAUCGUUUGAGAGAGAAACUUGUUGGAAUUAACCAUGAAACAAUCGCCAGAGAGCGAAAAACUCUCUGUGAGCGACGUGACAUUACUGAACGUGAGAAAAAUAUGGCUGAAGGUAAUGAAGAAGAGUUGGAAAGAAAUAUUGCGCACUUGACCCUAGAAUUGGAGAAAAAUGAAUAUCGUUUAGCGUAUACCAACUAUAAAAGCAAAUGCGUGGAGCUGGUGGCGACCAAUUUAUGCGUAAAAGAUUUAACCACGUAUUGCAAAGUAUUGGACAAGGCGAUGAUCGAGUAUCACGAGGAACGAAUGGCAACAGUCAACAAGAGCAUGAAAAAAUUGUGGGAUUUAAUAUACACUGGUACCGAUACCAGCUCCAUCCAAAUCCGUACCGAAGCCACAACCAUGGCUAACAAGAGAUCGUUUAAUUACAAAUUCAUCCAAAUAAAGCACGGUGUCGAAAUGGACAUGAAAGGUCGUUGCAGUGCAGGACAAAAGGUUCUUUCAUCGAUUAUUCUUCGACUAGCAUUAGCUGAAACUUUUUGUGAAAAGUGUGGAGUUUUGGCACUGGACGAACCGACUACGAAUUUAGACGAAGAGAAUUCUAAGAGUUUGGCAGAUGCUCUUCACAGCUAUGUGAACCGUCGCGCAAAGUUCCAGAAAAAUUUCCAACUCAUCGUCAUCACUCAUGAUGACAAUUUCAUACCGAAAUUAGGACAGCUCAGCAAAAAUAAUUCCUUCUAUCAACUUUACAGAUAUGAAAACGGUAUGUCGGGCAUCAAAUGCGUUUCGAUGGAUGGUCCUUCAGGAAUUUCACGGAAUCCCAGAAGAGAAUCCUCCGAGGAUGAAGACGAAAACGAAAGAGGAAGAAGUAGAGAGGAAAGAUCGAAACGAGGCCCUUCGAAUUCGAUCGAAAGACCUGAUAGAAAACGUGCUCGAAAAAGACCAAUUUUCGAAUAAGGUCCGAAUUAUUGCAAAGUUUUGCACUUUGAAUGUUGAAAUUUUCUUUUUUCUUUUUUUUUUAUUUCCGUUCUAAAGUAUCGUAUAUAUUCAAAUAAAAAUUUGCAAGUAAUGUUUUUUAUCAAAGAUGGCCUUUUUCCGCCAUCGUUCGUCGAUCACUUUUAUCAGAAUAGGCUGGUAUGGGCAUCUCGUUUAAUUUACUUCCACGAAACAUCAGUUUAUUGGAUUGUACAAAAGAAGAAAUUGGUAUGAUAAAAAAUUGCCGUAUUUUUCUUCGUACUGUGCCUCACGAUGUAAAUAAAUUUAAUUUUUCUUA